Messenger RNA from Solanum stenotomum, 668 nucleotides. Its product is annotated as FCS-Like Zinc finger 17-like. The coding region runs from base 58 to 534 and encodes 158 amino acids. The record is from RefSeq and is a predicted model, not a curated record. The transcript is spliced from 2 exons. Lineage: Eukaryota; Viridiplantae; Streptophyta; Magnoliopsida; Solanales; Solanaceae.
AGCUCAUUUCCCCAAUUUCUGCCUUAUUGUUUUUGUGCUUAUCCUAAAAAAAUUAAAAUGGGUCAAAAAUCAGUUGCUGUUGGGCUAAAGAUUCUAAUUAAUCAGAAGAAGAUUUGUCAAAGCAAGGCAAUUGCUCCUAAUAAUGUUUUAAUUAUGUAUAGUUCAAGAUUCACCAAAGUGAAACCCAUCUUCCACACAAAUCCUACUCAAUCUAUCAGUAUUGAACAUAAUUGUUGCUUCCUCAAAUAUUGUUUCCUUUGCAACAAGACUUUGAGACUCGACAAAGAAGUUUAUAUGUACAAGGGUGAUCUUGGAUUCUGCAGUGUGGAGUGUAGAAACAGGCAGAUUUAUUUGGAUGAAAUAAAAGAACUUGAGACUUGUACUAAAAAUAUGUUACGAUCUUUUCGCCGAUGUGGAGACGAUAACCGCCGGCGGUGUAGUGAGGCUUCGGCUCUACUGGAGGAAUAUAAUCAACGGCGAAAUCCCCUAGCAUAUUCUAAGAAAAAUACUCGACCUAUAUUUACAUUAUCAUAAUUCGAAUUCGUUUUGCUUUAUUCUCAAAUUCUUUUAUUGGUUACAAUAAAAUUAUUGAUAGAAUAUAGUGCAAGUAUUAUUGAUCUGACUAUUCCAUAUAUGUUUUGGAUAAGAAAUCUUUGAUUAAAAACGAA